UGAACUGAUGCCCGUGCCGUAGCUUCAAGGAUACUUUCUCCUAAAUGCAUAUGAAAUUUCUUCAAAAAAACUAAAUGCAUAUGAAAUGAAGGUGCACCCACGCAGGAAAUUAGGAACUGGGAUAUUCUGCCAUUGAGAAAAAGCGUGUCGGCAUCCCAUUUCAGGAAAAUGGGAAAUUCAGUCAAAGCUAUAAGUUGAAAUUUUCAAUUUGAUUUGUUCUAGAUAAAGGUUAUCAAAUUUGGUUUGAUAACCCAGAUGAUUUUCUCUUGAUUUCCAUAUCAAUGAAGAAAUGAAGAAGAAGAAGCUGAAGAUAAGCCUGAAAGUGAGCAUCUUGAGAUGAAAACGACAAAUCUUUUCUAAAGCUUCUAUUAUUGACUUUUAAACACUUUGCAAGUUGACUUAAUAUUCUUCGUUCUGAGGAUUUUAGUUUCAGAAAGCGAAAUGCCAGUUCUCUCUUUGUUCUUUCUCUCUCCCUCUCUCUCUCUCUCUUCUGCAAAUUUAAUGGCUGGCUGGUUUUGAGAUAUAGGGACAUUCCAUUUCAUAGUUCAUAUUGGUAGGAAGCAAAAGAAAGAAGUUAGUUUGAUCAAGUUGGGAGACUCAGCAGAUAAAUCAUGUCAUUUCAAGUCUUUCCAGUGUGAGUGGUCUCACCAAGCCCAGGCGCGAACUAAUUACAGCACACAAUGGUGUUGUUGCCACCGAUGAUGGCCGAUGUUCAAGAAUUGGGAGAGAUGUUCUACAGGAAGGAGGUAAUGCUGUAGAUGCAGCCGUUGCGGCUGCCCUUUGCUUAGGUGUUGUCAGCCCGGCAUCUAGUGGCCUUGGGGGUGGUGCCUUCAUGCUGAUCAGAUUAGCUAGUGGGAAUGUAGAAGCUUUGGAUAUGAGAGAAACUGCUCCAUUACGAGCUUCCCAGAAUAUGUAUUGUGGAAAUUCUGCCGUAAAAGCUAGUGGUGCACUUUCUAUAGCAGUUCCAGGGGAACUUGCUGGCCUUCACAAAGCUUGGAAACAACAUGGGAGGCUUCCAUGGAAAAGGCUAGUAAGGCCAGCAGAAUAUCUUGCUCGAAAAGGGUUCAAGAUAUCUCCAUAUCUCUACAUGCAGAUGAAUAAAUCAAAUUCAGGGAUCUUCGCUGAUAAGGGACUUCGUAAUAUUUUCACAUCAAAUGGGAAACUACUUCAGCCAGGAGUUAUCUGCCAAAAUAGAAAACUAGCUCAGACACUCAACACCAUUUCAAAAUAUGGCCCAGAUGCAUUCUAUAAUGGUUCAGUCGGGUACAAUUUAGUUAGAGAUGUUCAGAAGUUUGGAGGAAUACUAAUCAUGCAAGACCUGGAAAAGUAUCAAGUUAAAGUGAAGAAGCCAAUCUCUGCAAAUAUCUCGGGCCUUGAGAUACUAAGCAUGCCACCUCCAUCCGGUGGUGCUGCAAUGAUACUUGUUUUAAACAUUCUUGCUCAAUAUGGAUUCCCUCUGGGUGUUUCUGGCUCACUGGGGAUCCAUCGGGAAAUUGAAGCAUUGAAACACGCAUUCGCUGUGAGGAUGAAUCUUGGUGAUCCUGAUUUCGUUAAUGACUCAAAAGUUCUAUCUGAUAUGCUCUCCCCCAAGUUUGCAGAAGAGUUGAAGAAGACAAUAUUUGAUAAUAUGACUUUUGGUCCCAGCCAUUAUGGUGGCAGGUGGAACCAGAUCUAUGACCAUGGGACCAGUCAUAUGUCCAUAGUAGAUAGUGAGCGAAAUGCUGUCUCCAUGACUAGCACUGUAAACUACUACUUUGGUGCACAGUUUUUAUCACCAAGUACCGGAAUAGUGCUUAACAAUGAAAUGGACGAUUUCUCAAUGCCUGUCAAUGCUUCUUCUGGUCUUCCACCAUCUGCUCCUGCCAAUUUUAUUAGACCAGGCAAAAGGCCAUUAUCUGCUAUGACACCUACCAUUGUCCUCAAGGACAAGCAACUGAAAGCAGUCAUUGGUGCAAGUGGGGGAGCCAUGAUCAUUGCUGGAACAGCAGAGGUGUUCUUGAAUCAUUUCGCCAAGGGAAUGGAUCCAAUCUCUUCUGUUAUGGCUCCGAGGUUUUAUCAUCAGCUUAUCCCCAAUGUGUUAAUGUAUGAGAAUUGGACAACUGUCAUGGGUGACCACUUUGAAGUUCCAGCUCAUACAAGGGCAGCCCUACAAAAGAAGGGUCAUGUCCUACAGAGCCUUGCUGGUGGGACUAUAUGCCAGCUUGUAGUGCACAGAUUGGAAGGUUUGGAAUCAAAAGGAGGGGUAAUCUUUGGGGAGCUUGCAGGUGUAAGUGAUCCAAGAAAAGGGGGCAUUCCUGCUGGCUUUUGAACUGUGAGAUAGUUUUUGAAAUCAAAAUAGUAGAGAAGUUAAGACAUUGUCAUUCCUACCAUCUCUGGAAGGUUAUUAUUUCCACUUUACUGGUUUAGCCAUUGGUUUGAACCAAUUCAACCUAUGAUUCUGCGACUUUUUAGCAAUGUUUGUAGUACAGUUACCUGUGUCUACCAAUUCUACCAGAUGAUCAGGUUCUGCAACGAAAUUAGACAGUUCAUUCAAUUUCAUGGAGAUCCAGUGCCUAACAAGUACCUCGAUGCAAUAGUAAGGUUGCUCCAUUACGAUUUAA
Messenger RNA from Macadamia integrifolia, 2600 nucleotides. Its product is annotated as glutathione hydrolase 1-like. Bases 833 to 2308 code for a protein of 491 amino acids. Gene Ontology annotation, cellular component: plasma membrane. NCBI's taxonomy places the organism in Eukaryota, Viridiplantae, Streptophyta, Magnoliopsida, Proteales, Proteaceae. Gene Ontology annotation, biological process: glutathione catabolic process. The record is from RefSeq and is a predicted model, not a curated record. Gene Ontology annotation, molecular function: glutathione gamma-glutamate hydrolase. The transcript is spliced from 8 exons.